UUGAAUUAUUAGUAAUUUAAAAAUCAUGUACUCUUAGACUCACAUUAAAUUUUUGCAGGACAUAAUAAUAUCCCAAGCAAUCAAGUGCAUUAACAUAAACAUCAUUUAGUGAUCUAAUUAGGAAUUAGAAACCGAUGGCUCUUGGUUGCCAACCAUGUCUAUCUCUCGUCUUUUGGCUAUUUUCUCUUGUACUUUGUUUUUUUGUUUUAAGCUUGAUCCGAGAAAAAGAUUCCCUACUCAUUCCAGACCUUGUACGAUUGAAGAGCUAGAACUUGAUUAAACGAGGGGCCGAUCUCUCAAAGCAUGAUUGCCACUGGAUUAAGAGCUUCAUUAUCAAUUAUCACUUUGGACUUCACCCGCCGCUUCCACGCGGCCGUUGCCGCCUCCAACCCACCCUCCGUCUUGAACCCAACCAAGCGUCGCCGGACUACCAAGCGUCGCCGGACUACCAAGCGCGGCAAGAACCCGCCUCCUCUGGCGUUCGACCCCGAGGUUGUGCGAUGGAACAAGGCCAUCACCGCCCACAUGCGCCACGGCCGAAUGGCCGCCGCCGCCGCCAUCUUCCGCUUCAUGCCCCGAUGCAACACUGUCUCAUGGAACGCCAUGCUCUCCGGAUACCUCUCCAACGGCUGCUUCUCCCUCGCCCUCCGCCUGUUCGACGCCAUUCCCGACCCGGGUCUUGUGUCCUUCAACACUAUGAUCCACGGCUAUGUCCUCAACCGCGACCUUGCCUCCGCCCGCCGCCUCUUCGACCAAAUGCCCGUGAAGGACACCGUCACUUGGAACACCAUGAUCUCCGCUUACGCCCAGAGCGGGCUCGUCGAGGAGGCUCGCGAGAUCUUCGACCGCACGCCCCACAAGAAUGCCAUCUCUUGGAACGGCAUCCUUGCUGCCUACGUGCAGAACGGACGCCUGGAGUUGGCGCGGCGGCUCUUUGACUCGAAUUCUGACUGGGAGACCGUAUCUUGGAAUGCGAUGAUCGCUGGUUAUGUGCAAAGGAGGAGUCUUGCCGAAGCCCUGCAGCUCUUUGAUCGGAUGCCGGAGAGGGACAUCGUUUCGUGGAACACCUUAAUCUCGGGUUAUGCCCAGAAUGGGGAUAUGUCUGUAGCAACGAGGCUUUUUGACGAAUCUCCUUCUCGGGAUGUCUUCACUUGGACUGCCAUGGUUUCUGGGUAUGCACAGAAUGGGAUGCUGGAAGACGCAAGGAGGGUGUUUGACGAGAUGCCAGAUAGGAACUCAAUUUCAUGGAAUGCCAUGAUUGCAGCAUACGUGCAGUGCCAGAAGAUGGAUCAGGCAAAGGAGCUGUUCGAUGUGAUGCCUUGUAGGAAUGUCAACUCUUGGAACUCGAUGAUUACUGGGUAUGCUCAGGCUGGGAUGGUCGAACGGGCAAGGUGGAUCUUUGAUACAAUGCCACAAAGGGAUUCAGUCUCAUGGGCUGCCAUGAUUGCUGGUUAUUCUCACGAGGGGUCCAGUGAGGAAGCUCUGCAGCUGUUCAUAGAGAUGGGUAGGUAUGGUGAGAGAAUAAAUAGGUCGUCAUUUACAUGUGUGUUGAGCACAUGUGCUGACAUUUCGAUGUUGGAGUGUGGCAAACAAGUGCAUGGGAGGCUUGUUAAGGCUGGAUAUCGAAUGGGCUGCUUUGUUGGAAAUGCCCUCCUUGCAAUGUAUUGCAAAUGUGGGAGCAUAGAUGAGGCCUACGAGGCAUUUGAGGAGAUGACAGAGAAGGAUGUGGUUUCAUGGAACACUAUGAUUGCUGGUUAUGCUCGACAUGGGUAUGGAAAGGAGGCAUUAAAAGUCUUCAAUUUGAUGAGAAUGACAGAUACAAGACCAGAUGAUGUGACCAUGGUCGGAGUCUUAUCUGCAUGUAGUCAUGCUGGAUUGGUGGAUAAAGGCAUCGAUUACUUUUAUACUAUGCAUAGAGAUUUUGGUGUAACAGCAAAGGCAGAACACUAUACUUGCAUGAUAGAUCUUCUUGGCAGAGCUGGACGUCUAGAUGAUGCUCAGGCUCUUAUGAAGGACAUGCCAUUUGAACCAGAUGCAACUAUGUGGGGUGCAUUAUUGGGUGCAAGCAGGAUUCAUAGGAACACUGAACUGGGAGAGAAGGCAGCAAAAAGGAUCUUUGAGAUGGAACCUGAUAAUGCUGGAAUGUACGUACUUCUUUCAAAUAUAUAUGCAACAUCUGGUAAAUGGGCUAAUGUCAAUAAGAUGAGAGUGAUGAUGCGGGAAAGGGGUGUCAAAAAGGUACCUGGUUUUAGUUGGAUUGAGGCAAACAAUAAAGUGCAUACAUUUUCUGUUGGGGACAUGCUGCACCCUGAGAAGGAUAAGAUAUAUGCUUUUCUUGAGGAAUUGAAUCUGAAAAUGAAAAAGGAAGGCUAUGUUUCAGCUACAGAAAUGGUUUUGCAUGACGUGGAAGAGGAAGAGAAAGAACACAUGCUCAAAUAUCAUAGUGAAAAGCUAGCAGUUGCAUUUGGUAUUUUAAAUGUGCCAUCCGGAAGGCCAAUUCGAGUAAUCAAGAACCUUAGAGUAUGUGAAGACUGUCACAAUGCUGUUAAGUUCAUAUCUGUGAUCGAGAAUAGAUUGAUCAUUUUGCGAGAUUCUAACCGUUUUCACCAUUUUAGUGGUGGCUCAUGUUCAUGUGGGGAUUACUGGUGACAUGUAUAAGGUGUUUCAAUGAAGACUAGAGUAUUUUUGCUGGUGUUUCAACAUAUAAGGUGUUUCAAGAGAAAACUGUAAGAAAGUUCCUGGCUGUACAUGAAAACUAGAAAAUUUUCACUGGCAGGUGUUUCAAUAAGCUGGAAAGACGAGUUUAACAUGGACAAGUUGUUUGAAAAGGAAGGCUAAAUUGCAGCAUGUAUAAGGGGAAUAACCAGGUUUGUUACAAAUUUAUGUGCCCAUAAAUUAUGGAUACAGUGCCUUUUCUUUUCAACAGUAAUGGCUGUACUUUCUUCUAUCGGUGGAGUAUGAUUGCUCAUACACUGAACCAACAGAACUGAGCAGCUAUUAUGUGAUCAUCAAUCUUGAUAUCCCAGCCGAAAGGAUACCUGUCAACAGAAAAAAGUUCAACAUCAACCUGUUACCAAUUUUGAAGAUCAAAGAUAGAUGAAAUGAUCCAGAAGGAUCCUCGCACGCGAACGCCAUCCAGUAUAUGCACGACAACUGAAGGCAACAUAUUAUAUUAUACUUAGAGCUGCCCAUCACACUUAAAUGGGAUUUCAACUACAGUUUGGUAGAUCCAAGAAAAAGAGAACGGUGAGUUGAAUGCAUAGAACUUCUAAAGCCACACUUCAUAGAGAUCCAUCAGUGUAAUAGUAUUGUUGAAUAAUCAUCAAUACAAGAAAUCAAUGUGGAAGGAUACCAGCAAGUAGGUAGUUCUUCUUUCUUCUAGAUUUGGAAUCCAAUCCAGUGAAACAUGUAAAAUUUAUAUGCAAUCUUGUGAUACAGAAUACAUCAUCUUGGAUA
Messenger RNA from Musa acuminata subsp. malaccensis (wild Malaysian banana), 3456 nucleotides. Its product is annotated as pentatricopeptide repeat-containing protein At4g02750. The record is from RefSeq and is a predicted model, not a curated record. Gene Ontology annotation, molecular function: protein binding; zinc ion binding. Lineage: Eukaryota; Viridiplantae; Streptophyta; Magnoliopsida; Zingiberales; Musaceae.